AUGCAAGGAGCCGUCAAGUCGCUUUUUAUAUACGAAACCCCAAAAGUGGUGGAAAUAAAAAAUUGGAAGAUAGGUCUUACGCAAUGCGUUUUGCAGGCCGUUAUUGCAAUAUAUGUCGUGUGGUAUGUUUUAUUGUAUGAAAAAGGGUACCAAGUGAAUGAUACUGCCGUGAGUUCUGUCACAACAAAAGUCAAAGGAAAUAUAAUUAGCAAAUGUCCAUCGGAGGACUUAGUCUAUCCAGCACUUGAGCAUAAUGCCUUUUUCAUAAUGACGAAUUAUAUAAAAACGAAAGCACAGAGAUCAACGUCGCGCCACAAAUCGGCCUGUAAUUCUGACAGCGACUGUGCCAACUUGACAGCAUCUGCACACGAAAUCGGCGUGCACACUGGCAAAUGCUUGAAAAUAUCUUCAGGAUCGGGUGUUUGCGAAAUAUAUGCCUGGUGUCCGCUAGAAAACGAUACACAUGUCCUUAAGAAUGGGGUACAAAGUUUAGAUUUUAUCCGUAAUUACACCGUUUACAUAAAGAAUGAUAUAGAAUUUCCCAAGUUCAAUGUCAAAAGGUGA
This is a messenger RNA of Dibothriocephalus latus, 564 nucleotides long. NCBI's taxonomy places the organism in Eukaryota, Metazoa, Platyhelminthes, Cestoda, Diphyllobothriidea, Diphyllobothriidae. The record is from the annotation of a GenBank genome assembly.